Molecule: messenger RNA, 835 nt
Organism: Ochotona princeps (American pika)
Lineage: Eukaryota; Metazoa; Chordata; Mammalia; Lagomorpha; Ochotonidae
Gene: CUNH8orf33
Product: chromosome unknown C8orf33 homolog
Exons: 4
Coding region: 16-591 (191 amino acids)
Source: RefSeq, a predicted model, not a curated record
GCGGCGACUACGAACAUGGCGGUGAGAGGCGAGGGUCCCCGUGACCGUUGUGCUGCCCUUCCCUCCGCAGCCUCCGGUCCGCCCUGCCCGGGACGCGGCCGUGAGGGCGCCGCCGCCUCGCGAAAGCCCAAGAAGAAGGAGAAGGCCCGGAGCGCGGCGAAUGUGCGGGACGGCGGCGACCCGGCCGCGGAGGGCGCCCCGCCGAGCGCCGAGGCCCAGGCUGAGCAGCUGGCCCGGGAGCUGGCCUGGUGUGUGGAGCAGCUGGAGCUGGGCCUGAGGACACGGAAAGCCACGGAGAGACAGAGAGAGCAGGCCGCUGGUGCCCUGCGGAGCCUGCGCAGUGAACGGACACCCCUGCCCCGCAAGCGGCAGCUGAUGCGCACCUUGUUCGGAGACUACCGCGCUCGCAUGGAAGCCGAGUCGCUGGAGGCCCUGCGGUCCCUUCGGGCUGCUGCUCGGACCGCGAGGGUGCAGCCUGUCGCAGAGGCCGCCAGGAAGAAGAGCCGGACGGUCUGCAGGCCCCGUCCAGCUUCUAGAGCCGAGGCCGCUGUGGGCAUGCCUGAGGAAGAGUUCAAGUUCAAUUUCUUCUAGUCUUCACAGUGGAUUCUAUGGUGCUACGUGGAGGUCUGGGCGGAUGCAGGCCUGGUGCCUGGGUCCAGUCCAUCAGGCCAGCACAGGUGUCCACAUCUCUCCCAAGAGGGAGAGAGGAAGGGCGUGCAGGCUCUUCAAGAGGUUAUCAAGUAUCUUGCCAGUCGGACUUGUUGGAAAGCUGCAUUUUGUACACUGAUGCUUAAAUUUGAUAACGUGCACAUUAAAUAUUUCAUUGUUUAACACA